Rasamsonia emersonii CBS 393.64 is the source of this 648-nucleotide messenger RNA. RefSeq lists its product as uncharacterized. Bases 1 to 648 code for a protein of 215 amino acids. The transcript is spliced from 3 exons. The record is from RefSeq and is a predicted model, not a curated record. Lineage: Eukaryota; Fungi; Ascomycota; Eurotiomycetes; Eurotiales; Trichocomaceae.
AUGGACACAAACAGGCUGAUUGUCCCAAACGUCCUCUGUGUGAGCAUUGUCACAAGAGAGGUCACGAGUCACGGGACUGCAGACAUCGGCCGCAACCUGAGUGUGUGUCUCAAGGAGACGAUUCAAGACCCUCGAUUAUCUCGCAUACCAUAUGCGGAGAUUAUUAGCCAUUGCGGAGGAACACAGACAGUUACAAGCGCCAUUCUUGAGUCAAUAGAUCCUGCAGUAAGGGCUCUCGAAGGAAAAGAAAUCACGACAAGACAGCUAGACGAAAUCUUUUUAACACAGUCUAGAGAGCGCAACUGUUGGCCAAAAAAUAGUGGCUAUCUGAAUUUUGUCAAAGACGAUCGCGAUGAAAAGUACUGGCGUCCUUACGUUGGCCAGUCUGAGAACCCCUUGUUGCGAAUCAAGCAGCAUAAGAACAUCAUCAAUUUGGCAUGCGAUACUUUACACUACUAUGUGAUCUGGAAAGGCGAUGGUCACAGAUGGGCUAAUUUCAUUCGUCUAUGGACCUUGAUACUUCCUGAAGGCAUGGAUGAGAGUAUCCAUAUUGUCUUCAACAAUAAAUAUCCUCGAAAUGGUGAUGGGUCGUGUAUUUCAAUCGCUUCCCCGGAAAACCCCGGAAACAUGGUUUGGCCCUAUGAGUGA